Messenger RNA from Zymoseptoria tritici IPO323, 1771 nucleotides. RefSeq lists its product as uncharacterized. The record is from RefSeq and is a predicted model, not a curated record. NCBI's taxonomy places the organism in Eukaryota, Fungi, Ascomycota, Dothideomycetes, Mycosphaerellales, Mycosphaerellaceae. The transcript is spliced from 2 exons. Bases 245 to 961 code for a protein of 238 amino acids.
CGAGAUUAAGCGACUCACUCGACAGAAGAGUGAUCGAAAGUUGCGACGUAGAAGAAAGUGCAGAGCCGAGUGCAAUUGAACGCCCAGAAUUUAGAUUGGACGCUCAACGAACGUCUCCAUCGAGCUGAUAUCUCAAGGUCAGACCCUAAUCGCGGGCAGAGUGCCAUUCGCGAGCGGCAUUUGCACAUCUCUCCACCGGGACCCUCACAACCAACCUGGGCAAUCCCUGACAGCGGUUGCGGACAUGGACGCUGCCAAUCUCAUAGAGCGCGGAGACACUCCCGACGCGCUGGGCCCUGGCUCACCCAAGAAAGACUUCGAGACCUCGGAUCUGUACAAAAAUGUCUACGAUUACGUCAAAGAAUACAUGUCUCGAUACGACUGCUCUCACGACUUCAACCACAUCCUUCGCGUCGAGGGUCUUGCAAAGCACAUCCUGGCCGAGGAGCAGAAGGCGAACCCGGAGAAGAAGCUGCAUAAGCAGGCCAUACUACUGGCCGCCCUGCUGCAUGACGUCGGCGACAAGAAGUAUAUCAAGCCAGGUGAGAAUGCUGAGCAGAUGGUUUCUGGAGUCCUUGCUCGGAAUGGCUGUCCGCCACGGUUCGUGGCCAAAGUCUCACUCAUCGUGGAAAAUGUAUCGUAUACAAACGAGACGAAACGACCGCAAUAUGUGAAGGCCAUUGUUGGCGCACAUCCAGAGUUGGCCAUCGUGCAGGACGCGGACCGUUUGGACGCCAUUGGAGCGGUGGGCAUUGGUCGUGUGUUCGCCUUUGGAGCAGUGAGAGACACCGGCCGUGGAUUGCAGGGCAGUAUCGACCAUUUCACCGACAAGCUGGAAAAGCUUGAGAGUAUGAUGAAGACAGAUACCGGCAAGCGACUGGCAAGACAGCGGACGAGGAGGCUGCGGGAGUUUCGAAGUUGGUGGGAAGAAGAAAAUGAGCUUGUUCUGCCGCAGUCAUGAGAGUGACGGAGAGGUACCAAAUGGUACAGCGGCUGUGUCUUCUCGGACUGCUCGAUCCUGGAGGCGAUCGUACUGUGGUAGGUGGCCGGCGAAUGCAUAGUUUACAUAAUCCGAAUUGACAGAAUCUCCAAAGUUUCGCAUAGUCCUGGGCAAAGUGCAGAGCUCUUGACGUUGGCCUGGGCUCUCUUCUUGGCUGACGAUCCGGUUCGAAUGAGGCCAAUCUGAGCCAAUUUACCAUAGGACGGCAUGUCGUGUUGAUGGACCGCACGCUGGCACGCCACGUUGUAAGGGCGUACAAGUUAUCUAUCUGCACCUUUGAACGACCGUGCAGUCACGCCUCCAUAGCUGUGUCUGUAUCAUUUCAUAGCAGUUUGUGUAUCGGCCGGACCUGCACGACUUCAUGGAUGUUCUUGCACGGUGAGUUUGAGCAAGAGUGCUGCUCGUCUGUCUUCAUUCCCGGGAUUGCCAUGGUGGUCUCGAGCUCGGUUCCAGAGGCAUCCAAAUUAAAGCCGCAGGGAGAGUCUUUGGUUGUUCACUUCGCGGCCCAUGGCGGGCAGCAUUCUCCAGCAAGCCAUGCCCGGGCCAACCUGAUUUUCUUCUUCUUCCGGGAGCCACUCUGUCCUCAACCAGCCCUCUCGACGCUCUUCUUCACCUCGCUCUCGGGCGCCUUUUCGAACAAGCUCGCUGUCCUCCUCUUCAAGCUUGCGAUCGUCUCCUCCGUCGUCCUGCCUUUCUCCUUCUCCUCUCGAUUGACUCGUACGACGACUGCUGCGGCACCGACGCUCAUUGCGAAGAUGGGGUCAAUGGCAC